Molecule: messenger RNA, 2830 nt
Organism: Phymastichus coffea
Lineage: Eukaryota; Metazoa; Arthropoda; Insecta; Hymenoptera; Eulophidae
Gene: singed
Product: protein singed
Exons: 8
Coding region: 181-1734 (517 amino acids)
Biological process (GO): establishment or maintenance of cell polarity; cell migration; actin filament bundle assembly
Cellular component (GO): cytoplasm; actin cytoskeleton
Molecular function (GO): actin filament binding; protein-macromolecule adaptor activity
Source: RefSeq, a predicted model, not a curated record
GCUUCGACUCGCGAGCUUCGUACGCACGUACCUCGGUUCUUUUCUACUUUUUGUAACUCAACAACCACUUUCGCGUGUUAGUGCCUUUUGUGUGCGACAAGCCGACUUUGGUACUUUGUUGUUGUUGCUAGGUUGCUUUGGCCACGGCGCACGGCGACUUUGCGAGCAGUUCGAUUCGCCAUGAUGCAGACCAACGGCGAGCACGCUGAGAACGGCUUCGAGAGGACCGGCUGGACGAUCGGCCUGAUCAACGGCAAAUUCAAGUACCUGACGGCGGAGACGUUCGGCUUCAAGAUCAACGCGAACGGCGCAAGCCUGAAGAAGAAGCAGCUGUGGACGCUGGAGGGCAACGAGCAGCAGGUCUACCUGCGCUCCCACCUGGACCGCUACCUCGCCGUGGACCAGUUCGGCAACGUGACCGGCGAGACCGAGGACGCCGGCGACCCCGGCUGCGCCUUUCAGAUCCACAUCGCCAGCGACGGAAGCGGUAGAUGGGCGCUCAAGAACGUGCAGCGGGGCUACUUUCUAGGAUCGAGCCAGGACGAGCUCAAGUGCACGGCCAAGGCGCCCGGCGAGUCCGAGUACUGGCUCGUUCAUCUCGCCGCCAGGCCUCAGGUGAACCUACGCUCGGCAGGCCGCAAGCGUUUCGCUCACCUGAGUGCGUCGCAGGACGAAAUCCACGUGGACGCGCCAGUGCCAUGGGGCGAGGACACCCUCUUUACCCUGGAGUUCCGUGGACCGAGCGAGCACGUCGACUCGCGUGGCAAACCCGAGGGCGGCCAUUACGCUUUGCACACUUGCAACAACAAGUACUUGGCGCGCGAUGGCAAGCUGCUCGAGACUUGCACCCGCGACUGCCUCUAUGCCGCCGAGUUCCACGCUGGACUUCUUGCCCUCAGAGACAUAAGCGGCAGCUAUCUGGCGCCGAUCGGCAGUAAGGCCGUGCUGAAGUCGCGCUCGACCAGCGUGACCCGAGACGAGCUGUUCUCGUUGGAGGACUCGCUGCCCCAGGCCUCGUUCGUAGCCGCCCUCAACCAGCGCUACGUGUCGGUGAAGCAAGGCGUCGACGUGACGGCCAACCAAGACGAGAUCUCCGGCCACGAGACCUUCCAACUAGAGUUCGAUCGCACGACGAAGCGCUGGUACGUGCGCACGAUGCAGGACCGCUACUGGACCCUCGAGUCCGGCGGUGGAAUCCAAGCCUCCGAGCAUAAGCGCAGCUCCAACGGCUUGUUCGACUUGAUCUGGCAGCCGGAGGACGGCACCGUGGCGUUGCGCGGCAAUAACGGCAAGUACUUGGCCACCAAGCGCUCUGGACAUCUCUACGCCAACGCCGACAACGUGAACGUGGAGAACGACGCAUGCAAGUACUACUUCUAUCUGAUGAAUCGGCCCGUGCUCGUGCUGCGCUGCGAGCAAGGAUUCGUCGGGCCCAAGAGUGCCGCCAGUCCCAAGCUCGAGUGCAACAAGGCUGGCUACGAGACCAUCAGGGUCGAGCGAUGCGAGCGCGGCAUCGUCAGAUUCAAGGGGCAAAACGGCAAGUACUGGCACGCAGACAGCGAGGGAGUAACAGUCGACUCGGACGUGCCGUCGUGCGGCUUCUACCUUGAGCUUCGCGAGCCCUCGCGGCUUUGCAUCAAGAGCACUGACGGUCGUUACUUGUCUGCCGGCAAGAAUGGAGCCUUGCGCCUCGGCGAGAUCGACUACGCCUCCGCCACCAAGUGGGAAUUCUAAAUUUACCUCGUCGCCGUCACACGCGAGCGACGAGCAGCGUCUCCUCGCGCGCGGAAGAUCGCAUUUUUUUUCCUUUUUCUCGAAAGGUGAUGGGUGAGCUUUGUGGAUCGGGGAGCAAGCUCACUUGCAUGGGUGUGCAUGCGAAUCGGAGCCCCUUUUGUAAUCUCCAGUUUAAUUAAAGAUGAAGAGAAAACGCUGAGAUCGCAACAAGUCUUUCGCUCGAGCGAGGGACACCAACUUUAUAUGCUUAUCGCAGAAAAAAGCUUUGUACUCUUAUAGAAGCCAAACUCGCGUGCGUUGUGUCUACCGCUCGCGAGAGCCAACUCACUUCGAAUCAAUCCAUUCCAAUUCGAUACCUUUUUUAUAAAUAUAUAUAUAUAUAUACAUAUUUAUAUAUACACGUGCACUUUUAUACCAAAUAGACGUUGUUUGAGAGGGAGAACCAAGUCUGUUGCGGCAAUACAUGUGUUGUAAGAGGAAGAAAAGAGUUGCAAAGACCGGGAAUGGAAUUUAUUAGAUGUACGUUCUUUUUUGGAGUCGACGCAGUUCAGUCUUCGACGUCGAUGAUAAAUUUCUCUUUUUCAGCUCGGCGACUGGGCUGCGAAUGAAUUUUUUACGUGUCGAUCACGCACUUUUUCAUAAAUGGUCGUUUAUACAUAAACAAAAUGAAAUUUUUUUCGAUGCAAUCUGUCUUUUGUGUAAAUAUAUAUACUCUUGUACUUAAUAACAAACUAUAUUUCUAUCCCAAUUUGGCUAAGUAAACCUUUCGUACUAACUUUUAUUGUCUCCUUUUUAUAUAAAUAUACCUAUAUACAUAAAAGUAUAUAAUUAUCAUUAUCGAGAUGAAAUGCAAUGAUGGAAGAAAAAAAGGUAAAAAGAAUGAAGUGCAGUAGAAUUAUAAGGAUAUUUUAUUUCUAUAGCAUCGAUCGUUUGGUAUUAGGAUGAUAUUUUGUAGUUUCGCGCAAUUUCUUUUUCUUGUAUGUAUCUCGUUGUUCAUAUAACGAGGUCGUCAAAUACUCUAUAAUGAACAAAAUAAAUAUAAAAAUACUAAGCGACGUGUCAAAGCCUCGUAAAAUUAAUAAACGGUUUUUAUGAA